GGCACUACAUGAUAUCAAAACGCUGCGCCCGGGCUUACUCCACUUACCGUCACCAUCGUUGCAAUAUAAUCGGAACUUUGCAAGUGCCUACAAGAUUAAAUUCAUCAUCGCAUUACAAUUUCAUUUAACAUACAAUCAAGUGUUGCACGCUGUUCGUAACUAAUCAUUCGAAUACACGGCAAAUUCCAGGCAACGUGGUAAAAAGUGAAGCGAAAACGCGUACGAGUUUGUAAAUUGUGUUAUACAUAACGCUGGUGAUACACAUAAUAUGAAUUUUCAAUCGGUUAAAAGAUCGUGACCGUUUCGUGUGGUUCAUUUGGUGCUCCGUCCUUUACGCGCCCGUUCAAAAUUAACACGAGUGAAGAUUACAUUCUAGAAUCUCGCAUACAGCUAUGGCAGAAGGAAAUGGGGAAAUAAAAAUGGAAGAGAAACAGUCUAAGGAGGAAAUGGAAUAUGUGGAAAGGACAGAAGAUUUCCAGAAGCUGAUUCAGUAUGGACUGGAUGAGAAAGUAGCUGCAAAACUGGAUGAAAUUUAUAAAACUGGGAAACUGGCUCAUGUGGAUUUGGACGAGAGAGCAUUGGACGCUUUAAAAGAAUUCCCUGUGGACGGUGCAUUGAACGUACUUACACAGUUCCUCGAAUCUAACCUGGAGCAUGUCUCGAAUAAAUCUGCAUACCUCUGCGGUGUCAUGAAAACUUACAGACAAAAAAGUCGGGCUGGACAAGGUACCGGUACUAGCACUACUCCAAAAGCACCGGACGAGGAUAAAAUAAAAAUGAUUCUCGAACGGACCGGUUACCCUUUGGACGUAACGACUGGACAGAGAAAGUACGGAGGACCUCCUCCGAAUUGGGAAGGCCCUACGCCGGGAACAGGUUGCGAGGUUUUUUGUGGAAAAAUUCCAAAAGAUAUGUAUGAAGAUGAAUUAAUUCCGUUGUUUGAAAAAUGUGGAAAAAUUUGGGAUUUGAGACUAAUGAUGGACCCAAUGGCAGGUUGCAACAGAGGAUAUGCGUUUAUCACAUUUACUAAUAGGGAAGCUGCGCAGCAAGCUGUCAGAGAGCUGAAUAAUUAUGAGAUUCGGAAAGGGAAAAAGAUUGGUGUUACCGUAUCUUAUAACAAUCACCGCUUGUUUGUGGGAAAUAUUCCAAAGAAUCGAGACCGAGAUGACUUGUUCGAAGAAUUUACAAAGCACGCACCUGGCCUGACCGAGGUGAUUAUCUACAGUUCCCCGGACGAUAAGAAGAAAAAUAGGGGUUUUUGCUUCUUAGAAUAUGAAUCUCACAAAGCCGCUUCCUUAGCAAAACGAAGAUUGAGUACCGGUCGCAUCAAGGUAUGGGGCUGUGAUAUCAUAGUCGAUUGGGCCGACCCACAGGAGGAGCCUGACGAACAAACCAUGUCUAAAGUACGUGUCCUGUACGUGAAGAAUCUGACGCAAGAUUGUUCCGAGGAGAAGCUGAAGGAGAGCUUCGAGCAAUUCGGUAACGUCGAAAGGGUAAAGAAGAUCAAGGACUACGCUUUCGUGCAUUUCGAGGAGAGAGAUAACGCCGUUAAGGCGAUGAACGAAUUGAACGGAAAGGAAAUAGGUGGCUCGCACAUCGAAGUGUCUCUCGCGAAACCACCAUCCGACAAGAAGAAGAAAGAAGAGAUGCUACGCGCCAGGGAGCGAAGAAUGAUGCAGAUGUUCCAGGGUCGGAGCGGGGGUUCUCCGUCGCAUCCGAGUAUGAUGGGAGGACCGAUGCCAGUUCGCGGGCCCGGCCAAGGUCCUCGUGGUACUGGCGCAGGUAUGCGAGGACAGAUGGGACGAGGGGACUACGCUCUCAUGGAAAUAGAUUAUGAUUACGACUAUUACGGUUAUGCGGAUUAUCGAGGUGGCUACAGUGAUCCAUAUUACGAUGACUAUUAUCGAUACGAAGAUUACUAUUUCGAUUACGCGCCGCCUCCACCACCUGCCAGAGGGAGAGGCAGGCAGCCUCAACCGGCUGGACGUGGCCGUGGAGUAGCGCCGCGUGGCCGGGUCGGUGGGCCCCAAGUCCGUGGGCCAGUCAGGGGGGGACGCAACCCCGCAACUUCAGGGGCUCGUGGGGUCCAGCGGCUGUCCGCUCGUGGGGGGGUCCGCGCCAAGGGAAGUUUACCAGGUGAGGAUGCAGGUAAACGAAAAUUUGACGGGGGUCACCAGAACCAGGGGGAAUCUAAGCGUCGCUUCCAGAGCAACUGGGGAAACCAACCCCUCGCCCAACAACCACUGGGCAAUGCGUACGGACUGGCGAGUGUGAACGGUGGCAGUGGUGGUGGUGGCGGCGGUGACAUAGGAUUCGGAGGUAGGACCGCCACGCUCGGCGGUGUUUCCAGCGACGAUCACGAGUGGUACCAGGACUCCUACCAGUCGUGGAGCUAA
Messenger RNA from Ceratina calcarata, 2396 nucleotides. It is a transcript of the gene Syp, whose product is annotated as synaptotagmin binding cytoplasmic RNA interacting protein. Gene Ontology annotation, molecular function: RNA binding. The record is from RefSeq and is a predicted model, not a curated record. Bases 393 to 2396 code for a protein of 667 amino acids. The transcript is spliced from 13 exons. Lineage: Eukaryota; Metazoa; Arthropoda; Insecta; Hymenoptera; Apidae.